CAAACUUUUCACUCUUGCAAAGGAUUUAUGCCACUGAAAAUGGACUACCUGUGAAUUCCUUGACUCUGUGGGAUUUACCUCUUUUGGAUUUGGAUUUUGAAGGACUUGGGACCGCUUGAGUCGUGGAGUCAUGGAAGGUCUAGAGCAGCAGCGGCUCUGAGAGAAAUGCAUUUGGUGAAAGUUUCCCCCGAGUUGUAGUGACCCAGCAUGUAGCAGAAGUGAACAAGUCCCUUCACGCCUGGGAACAAUCAGACAAGAUAAUGGGGAAUUCAUACGCCGGGCAGCUGAAGUCUGCGCGAUUUGAAGAGGCUCUCCAUAACUCUAUUGAGGCAUCACUGCGCUCCAACAGCGGAGAUCCACAGCCCAUCUUCACACAGCUCUAUCUAGAGCCCGAGCAAUAUCCUGAAAUGAAGCCGAAGGCAGAACUGGCGCUCCAUGGCGGGGAGCCCCCAGGCCAUGAACUGCUGAACGGCCACUCUUCCAACGAUCUGGAGGAGCUGGAGGAGGACGAUGACUCAGACACCAGCAGCCCUCCACUUCCCUACCUACAGGCUCCUGCCCCAGAUGGCUGCUGCACAUUGGACGGGUUCUGUCAGGCCGGCAAGGACCUGCGCCUGGUCUCCAUAGCAACAGAGCCAAUCGAAGUCCCAGCAGGCUUCGAGCUGGUCGGUGCCAAGUCCCCCAGUGUCCCCGAGCAUAUCCUAGUGUGUGCUGUGGACAGGCGCUUUUUGCCUGAUGAGAAUGGGAAAAAUGCACUUUUAGGGUUUUCAGGAAACUGUGUGGGCUGUGGGGAAAAGGGUUUCCGAUACUUUACUGAGUUUUCAAACCACAUCAACCUGAAGCUGUCCACGCAGCCCAAGAAGCAGAAGCACUUAAAAUACUACCUGGUGAAGAAUUCUCAAGGUGCUCUGUGCAAAGGACCCCUUAUCUGCUGGAAAGACUGUAAAGCCCGUCAGUUCUCCAGCAGUGCGUCAACCUCCAAGCCCAGCUCGUCCUCCUCUCUCAGCAGUAAGGAAAAUGGAGGCACUAAUGGACACAGCUCCUCUCCCUUUUCCCUCUCAGAUUCUCCACCCACCAGAACUACACAAGCCUCUUCAGUGUUUUUUGGCAGUCAGGACCUGAGCAGAGAUUGCAGUUUCCUCAAACCCCUGGCCUCCACACCAGGGACCAAGACUCUGCCAAUAGUGCCCACAGCUCUGAGGGUGAAUGGGCCGGCUAAUGGCAUGGGUGUCGAUGGGCGUUCUCCCUUACUGAGUCCCUCCCAGGUCUCCUUAGGGCCUCAAGGCCAGGGGUAUCGCUCCGCUGACUUAGGAGACAGUCCAGUGUCCUCUGCCAUGAACUCCGGUCCUCCAAAAAAGCGACAUCGGAGUUGGCACCCCAGCUCAAUGGUGCCUGUUCCACCAACAGCCGUCCCCGUGCCAGCCAUCCGGCCAAUAGUUUGUUCUCCAGGCUCUGUGCUGGCCAUGUCAGCUCCUCAGCCACCGGUUGCAGGCGUCGUCCAGCCCCAGCCAAUCACUGCUGGAGAGACAGUCAUCAUCCCUGACAACCUGCUCAACACCUCAGGAGUUCGUCCUGUCAUCCUCAUAGGGCAUGGCGCUUUACCCUAUUUCUACGGGAAUGUGGGGGAUAUAGUGGUGAGCCCCCUGCUGGUCAGCUGUUAUAAGAGCAGCCAGCUGACGGAGAAAACUCUAGAGAACUUGGGCCUCAGCAGCAGCCAGCUGCUCAGCGUGGAGACAAUGAUCCUCCUCACCUUACAGUAUCUUGCACGCUUAGGCUCAGACCAGAUUCCUCUGAGGGAGGAGUUUGAGCAGAUUGUGUUAAAAGCCAUGCUGUGCUGUCCUGGGGGUCCUGCCAUCUCCCCGUCCCAGUUGCCCUGGCUGGCUCGGCUGGAAGCCAGCGUCUCUGGGGGCAGCGUCCAGGUCCUGGUGACCCAUAACUCUUUGGGAGAGGGCAUUUGUGAGUCACUGCGUUCACUUAGUGAGGGUCCACCUCACCAGCAGUGCCUGCCCACCUACGUGGUCAUCAUCUGUACCUCCAAAAUGAGUGGCAAUGAGUUCUGUGUGCUCGUGCUGGGAAAGUACCAAGCUCGGGCGUUAGCCGAAGGCAUGCUGACAACCAAUGAGUUCCUGAAGGAGAUCAGCUACGAGCUCAUCACAGGGAAAGUCAGUGUUUUGGCAUCUCACUUCAAAACAACGUCAUUAGGGGACAACCUAGACAAGCAGCUGGUGCGCUACCAGCGUCGGCGGAAGGGUCAGGUCAUCCAGCCCUACCAGAGCGAUGUCACCGAGCACAUCCACUCCCAGGAGGCUGCCAGCAACGCACCACCAUCAGAGACAGAUCUGCUGAGUGAGGUCUUCCAGAUCUAUCCGCCCCAGCUGAGUGUGGCAAGGAGCCUCCUCUCCCAGGUCUGCUCCAUCGCUGACUCCGGGAGCCAGAGCCUCGACUUGGGACGCUUCUGCAAAGUGGACUUCCUGGUUUUGGUCCCGCCCUCCCAUGUUCUGGUGCACCAAACUGCACAGCGCAUCCGACAAUCAGGAGUGCUUGUUGACCUGGGGAUAGAGGACGCCUCCUCAGCCUAUCAGAAAUCAGAGAAGUAUGUGGUGCGUCUGGACGGCGAUGUACACGUCAAGAUGGAGGCCUUCAUGAGGAAAGUCAAACAGAACCCCUACACCCUGUUCGUCCUCAUCCACGACAACUCACACGUCGACCUCACGAGUGCUCUGUCGGGCUCUGUGUGCCACGGCGAGCUGCAGGGCCUGGCUGACCGGGUGGUGAACUGCCAGGAAGUCCUCGACGCCAUGAACCUGCUGGUCCUGCAGGUCAGCUGCUUCCCUUUCACCCUGCAGACGCGCCAGUCCCGCAUUAGCAUCCACAAUGAAGUUCACUGGCCCUCCAACGACAGCCUGCAGGGGGAGCAGUCUCCUGAGGAUUUGGUGUACUUUGGCCUGAGGGACUACAGCAGCUCCCUGCAGUGGGGUGUGGCCAGCCCCAUCCUGCGCUGUGAUGAUGCUUUUGAGAAGAUGGUCCACACCCUGCUGGAAAGGCAUCCCCACCUUCACAGCAUGGUGAUCCGCAGCUACCUACUGAUCCAGCAAUACACUGAGGCCAUGAUGGCGCUGACCUCCUCCCCUUCUCUGAGAGACCACAUAACCCCAGAAACCCUGGCCAUGGUGGAGGAUCUGAUCAGUGCCCCGGCUCGGGAGGGGUCCCAGGGCCGGGGCCACAUGCUGCUGGUCCGGGUCCCCUCGCUGCAGUUGGCCAUGCUCGCCCGGGAGCGUUUGGAGGAUGUCAGGGACAAGCUGGGACUCCAGUUGUGCUUUGCUGUGCUGCUUGGAAGCCCUGCAUCUGAACUCACCCUACCCAGAAACUUCACCAGUCUCCUGAGGUCGUGGCGAGGCUGUGAGAGUGAAGACUGGGUACCGCACACCUACGAGGAUCUGGAAGGGCUGCCUUGCAUCGUCAUUCUUACCGGGAAAGACCCUCUUGGAGAGACUUUCCCAAGGUCUCUGAAAUACAGUGACCUGCGCCUAAUCGACUCCAGCUACCUGACGCGCACAGCCCUGGAGCAGGAGGUGGGUCUGGCCUGCACCUACGUGUCAAUGGGCGUCGUCCAGGAGCCCAAGACGAACAUGGCCCCGCGGGAAACCGAGGGAGAGAAGGCCACCAGCUGCAACGAUGGAGAUGAGCUAGAAAGACCGCAGAGCAACGGCAGCGUUGCUACCAGAACCUCUGGCUCUUUGGCAGAGAACGGUGUCAGUUCAUCAGACGUUGCCGAAUGUUCCCAGAGGCCCUCCACUUCCUCAAGUCCACCUGAAGGUGCCCUCACCAGAGAACAGAGCACAGUAACGCAAGGGUUCAAACAGGAGUGUGAUCUAUUGACAAGCCAGCUCUCCUCCAACGCUUCUAAAGGCUCCAAGGCCCCUCCAUCCCUUUGCUCCAUGUCCUCCUCCUCCUCCUCCUUCUCCCCAUCCUCCUCCUCCACCCAGAGGCCUAGCCAGUCCACGCAGUUUGGCCGAGACGCUAAACACAGUCGAGUGUCGCCGCGGACGGUCAUCAUGUCGCGAGCGGCGUACAACCUGCUGGCUGGGGAGUCGGGUAGUCAGUUGAGCUCCUUCUCCCUGCUGCCUCAUGCCGAUGUGGCCUGGAGCAGCCCGCUGAGGCCCCUAAUCACCCACAACCUGCAGGGGGCAGAGCAGAGCAUGUUCUACCGCCAGUGGACCGUCGCCAGGCAGCACCAUGCGGAUUAUGAAGCCCCACCUGUGCCGCAUCUACGCCGCCUGCUGCUCAGUGGACCGCCACAGGUGGGAAAAACAGGUGCCUACCUGCAGUUUCUGCGUAUCCUGUUUCGCAUGCUCAUCAGACUGUUGGAGGUGGAUGUUUAUGACGAAGAAGAGGUGGAGGAAGAGACGUCAGAGGUUCCGACUCCGUUUGGCUCCCAGUGGCCUGACAUUGAGGACAUCCGCAAGCUGCCCUUUGACCCCUUCCCCCGGGACCCAAAGUUCAGGAAGGCCAGCCCUGUUUACACUGACAAGAUGCCAAAGUGCUUGAAAGAUCCUAAACAAGAAGGAGAGAGCCAAACGCCAGCCAAGAGAGAGACCAAGUCCAUACGUCUGAGUAGAUUUGCCGCCCACAAUGCCUUUCAUCACUGUGAACAAUGUCACCAAUACUGUGAGGCCAGCCCUGCCACACAGCUGUCGGAGUGCACCUUCCAUGCGUUCACCUUCUGCUCCUCCAUGCUGGGUGAGGAGGUCCAGCUCCACUUUAUCAUUCCCAAAUCCAAGGAGCAGCACUUUGUCUUCAGUCAGCAGGGCAGCCACCUGGAGAGCAUGCGCCUGCCCCUGGUCUCCACCAAGGACCCCAACCUGUUGAAGAGUCCUAUCUUCACCCCCACCACCGGACGGCAGGAGCACGGCCUGCUCAACAUAUUCCAUGCCAUGGAGGGCGCUGCCCAUCUGCACAUCCUGGUGGUCAAGCAAUACGAGAUGCCCCACUACAGGAAGUACUGGCCCAACCACAUCCUGCUGGUCCUGCCCGCUGUGUUCAACAGUGCUGGAGUUGGAGCCGCUCGCUUCAUGAUCAAAGAGCUGUCGUACCACAACCUGGAGCUGGAGAGGAACCGGUUGGAGGAGCAAGGCGUCAAGAGGCAAGAUGUUUGGCCUUUCAUCGUCAUGAUGGACGACUCGUGCGUGUUGUGGAACGCCCAGCAGCCACCAGACAACAGCGAGACAUCAGAAGGAGGCCCCACCGUCACCAACGUGUCUCUGAAAACAGUUCUGCAGCAUAUGGAGGCCACGCCCAAGAUCUCCCUGUACGCCAUGUGUGGUAUCCGCAAGUGGAGCAGCAGCAUAGCUCGCAAGCCUUCCAGCCUGCCCUUCUCUCGAUGUCACCUGCACGACUUUGUUAUGCUCAAUGUGGACUUGACUCAAAACGUUCAGUACGACCUCAACAGGUAUAGCUGCGAGGAGGUGGACUUUAAUUUGAGGGCAAACUGCAGCGGCCUGCUGCUGUGUCGCUUCAACUGCUUCAGCCUGAUGAAGAAACACAUUCCAGUCGGGGGGAACAAAGACUUCCUGGUGAAGCCUAAACUAAUGGAGAUGGAAAACUCUGCACCCAUUAGCCCGUCCCAGUAUGUGUGUGCCCCAGACAGCGAGCAGACCCUCCUGGCUGCCCCGGCCCACUUCCUGCUGGAGAAGUUCCUGCAGAGCUGCAGCCACAGACUGUUUCCCAAGGCUGUGCAGAACAGAAACAACCCAGUUCUGUCCAUCGACAGCUACCUCAACAUUGGGCCAGAGGUUUCUGUGUGCUACAUCAACUCUCGUCCACACUCCACCAACCUGGACUAUCAGGGCCUGGUAUUCAGUGGCCUGCUGCUUUAUCUCUGCGACUCCUUCGUUGUCUCUGGACUCCUCAAGAAGUUUCGCUUCCUCAAAGGUGCCACGCUGUGUGUGAUCUGCCAGGACCGAAGUUCCCUGCGUCAGACCAUCGUCAGGCUGGAGCUGGAGGACGAGUGGCAGUUCCGCCUGCGGGACGAGUUUCAGACCGCCAACUGCAGCGAGGAUCGGCCCCUCUACUUUUUGACUGGCCGCCAUGUUUGAACAUAAAACCGCCUGGGUCCUCUCUCCCACAUGAUCACAAUCACAAAUGUGAAUAGCCUUCGAUUCCAAACCAGCCAGCAAUCACAAUUCUUACCAUUCCCAUGGAAGGUCAGAGGGGAUUUGCUGGAUAAAGGCCCUAAGUACUAUGAAUGGACGCGUGGCCGUGGAAAGUGGCUCCGACUACAUGUACCUGUACCACCAGUGCACUCUGCCUGGCACUAAGGAGUGUCAGUGCAUGUCUUAACUCUUGCUUUUCGUUGGACUUGUUUGCAACUGAAAGAGACUUUGCUGUGGAAAAGACACAGCUUGAAGACAAACUUUUUUGUUUUGUUAUUGUAUUCCCGCAAAAACGGACACUCUCUGAUCGAAAAUGUGACUAUUUGAAGAUUGUAUGUGUACUUGGACUGUGACUGCAGUAUGUACCAUCCCUGGACAUACGUGUUUAUCUCAGGGUAUUAAAGAGAGAUAAAAAGGGAGGUCGGUUAUAGGGGUAAACCAACUGCUUUUCUCCUCAUUCACCAUGUGUUUUUUGACAUUUUCCCCAUGUUGGUACCCCAGUUUGGCUCACCAAAGACAUCCUCAGCUGCACCUUGUUUUUCUCCUACACUUUCUCCUACACCCCCACACCCCUCCGCUUCACUUGCUCUGCUCCUCCGUCUCCAUGAACCUCACUAUCAACUAUAAAAAAGAUACCUGACCUCAUUGAAGAAAUAUAAUGUGCAUAGAGGCUGCCCAGCUAUUAUGGAGUGCCAGUAUAUUGGAUUUCUAUCAUUGCUUUUAAGGUCUUAGAAGAGAAUCAAAUUCUAAAAUGCCAGUAGUAUUCAAAGCACCAGUGGAUAUCUGAGCUACUACAGUGCAAUUGCAAAUGGUAAACCACUACAGGGAAUCCCUUUUCUCUUGUGCCUGUAUUAUUUAUGUGGCAUCGAUAAUCCGUCUGACAAGGAACUAUAUAAGUGCAUUUUUCCAAUGGCUCUGGGGUGAUUUUAUAAUCACACUAUCUAAACAUGGUAUGAUCUAUACAUUCAUGGCUAAAGAAAGUGCAAGGUUUUAUUUUCAUAACUGAUCAACUGCUUAUUUUCACAACAGAUAUAUAUUUCAAUUGUUUGCCAAUCAUAUGGAGCAAAAUGGAAGGGAGAGGUGGCUAGUUUACCAAUCAAAUAUGUUCUAAAUGACAUAUUUUUGCAUAUAGGCAUCUACUUUAUUAAAUUAAAUGCUAUGUAUUGUAAGCAUAAUCCCAGUGAGUCAGAUGCAAUGUGUGAUGCAAUGUAAUGAGCAAAUCUCUUCACUGCCAAAUAUGUUGUUAUUGACUGUGCUUGUGAUUUCACCUCUUGUUGUAAUGUGUUCUGUCGCUGAUUACAUUAACGGUCUCGCCCACCAUCCAUACUCCUUAAACUCAUAAUACAGCUUGUGCCGGCUUUUGCCACCAAAACAAAGGAUAAUCAGAGGAAGUUCACACACUGUCAAAUAGCAGACAACCAGGUCAAUUCAUAUACGUGAAAGUGAAAUGUUUUUAUAUGUUACUGCACAGGGUUGUCCAAAGAAUAUGCCUUAAGUGAUGCUGUGACGCAGAUGUCACUGUUAGCUCCAGUCGCUCAUUUUACGGACCAAUGAGAAUGAAGAAAAACAUUUAGCUAUGAGGGGAAGAAAUGUUGUUUGUCUGAGUGAAGCAAGAGAAAGAUGGAAUAAUUGGAUGUAGGACUACUGUCUGUUGUUUAAAGCUUUGUUUACAUUAUUAAUAUAUUAUAUCAACCCCAUAACAACUGAGGGUUACUGGUUAUUUUUUUAGUCUUGUGUAACUUUUACCAUUAUAUUUUUUUGGUCACAACGUCUUCUGCAUUUUGUGUUUUGCAAAGGCAAGAAGAAUCUACCUAGAUGUGUUCUUACCAUGUGUUUGUAUGCCCUCCCUAUACUUGUAUUGGAUUUUUAUUGAAAAUGAAAAUCAGGUCCAUGAGGGAUUCUUAUUUAUUUGACAAGCAUUUUCUUUUUUUUGGACUGAUAAUCAUAUUGAAGUGUAAUAUUUGAUUGCAUGCUGAGCUCGCUUAAAUCAAGGGAGUGUGUCCGCUUCAGAAAUCCAUCCAUGAAGGCUUUGCACAAGAACCAAGAGAAUGAUUCUUAUGUCUACUGAAUGUUAAUGCGGGUAGGAAAUGUGAACUUGCACUAUACAACUUGCCAGCAGCAAAAAUAUUUCCCAAUAAGCAGAACCAUGAAAUUAAGCUCCCCGAACCCAACAAUCAAUCGAUCUGUAAAAGACUGACUGGUGAUCAAAUCCUAUCAUACCCGUCAAACUCCACUGGCCCAUAGAAUGUGUCUUUUCUUUUUUAAAUAAUUAGUUGAACACCUAACUUAAUAUGCAACUUGCUUCUCACAAUCGUCACUGAAGUGUCAACUGUUGUGAGUUUUGAUAUCCGCGUGUAGCCCAGCGGGAGCCUUGGUGUCUGAGUGAUCGACCUCGUGUUUACCGCUGUGGUCGUGGGCUGGGAACAUGACUUUGGAGCCGUGCUUUUGUUGUUGGAAAUUUAUGAAUGUAAUAAAACGACAUCUA
Myripristis murdjan (pinecone soldierfish) is the source of this 8637-nucleotide messenger RNA. RefSeq names its product GREB1 like retinoic acid receptor coactivator (gene greb1l). The coding region runs from base 261 to 6095 and encodes 1944 amino acids. Gene Ontology annotation, biological process: multicellular organism development; kidney development. NCBI's taxonomy places the organism in Eukaryota, Metazoa, Chordata, Actinopteri, Holocentriformes, Holocentridae. The transcript is spliced from 34 exons. The record is from RefSeq and is a predicted model, not a curated record.